Neurospora tetrasperma FGSC 2508 is the source of this 189-nucleotide messenger RNA. RefSeq lists its product as uncharacterized. The transcript has a single exon. Bases 1 to 189 code for a protein of 62 amino acids. The record is from RefSeq and is a predicted model, not a curated record. NCBI's taxonomy places the organism in Eukaryota, Fungi, Ascomycota, Sordariomycetes, Sordariales, Sordariaceae.
AUGACCAAGUUAGAGGGAAUGUUACGUGCAAUAAAAAUGCGAAAUUUAGCUAGUAAAAACGGGAUUUACAAUGUCAGGUGUCAUCAGCUGCACAAUCCCACAUUUCCUGGUUUCUGGGUGCGCGUAGGUUUUGCGGUGGGUGCACCGAGGUUUACUCUUAAAUAUCUCCCUAUUUACCUUAAUAAAUAA